Molecule: messenger RNA, 3466 nt
Organism: Paramisgurnus dabryanus
Lineage: Eukaryota; Metazoa; Chordata; Actinopteri; Cypriniformes; Cobitidae
Gene: aars2
Product: alanyl-tRNA synthetase 2, mitochondrial (putative)
Biological process (GO): alanyl-tRNA aminoacylation
Cellular component (GO): mitochondrion; cytoplasm
Molecular function (GO): aminoacyl-tRNA deacylase activity; ATP binding; nucleic acid binding
Source: RefSeq, a predicted model, not a curated record
CCGCCGCCAAGAUGGCCGCGCACAUUCGACUUGUCAAACAGCUCCACUGUGCACUUUCAAAUACGAAAUUAUGCGGUUUAACGACGAGCAUAAGACGAUGCUCGGCCCUGUCCUACCCGCGUGCUCAUGAGAAAUUCCCAUCUAAAAGGGUUCGUCAGAAAUUUGUCGACUUUUUUAAGGAGGGUUAUGAACACAGAGUGGUGUCGUCCUCUCCGGUGCGUCCGCGAGGCGACCCGAGUCUUCUGUUCGUCAAUGCAGGAAUGAACCAGUUUAAGCCCAUUCUCCAGGGCUGCGCAGACCCACGCAGUGAGAUGGCAUCGUACCGGCGGGUGGUAAACAGCCAGAAGUGUGUUCGUGCAGGAGGCAAACACAACGACCUGGAGGACGUGGGGAGAGACGUGUACCACCAUACCUUUUUCGAGAUGCUGGGAAACUGGUCAUUUGGAGAUUAUUUUAAGGUCGAGGCGUGUGCAAUGGCCUGGCGUCUUUUAACAGAAGAAUACGGCAUUCCUGCCGAACGCCUGUAUGUCUCGUACUUCUCCGGAGACGCGGCGAGCGGUCUGCCUGCCGAUGAAGAAACACGACAGAUCUGGCUCAGUAUGGGACUAAAGCCGGAUCACGUGUUACCGUUCGGACUGAAGGAUAAUUUCUGGGAAAUGGGCGAGACGGGUCCGUGUGGCCCCUGCACAGAGAUCCACUACGAUCACGUUGGGAAUCGGAAUGCUGCGUCGUUGGUCAAUGCAGACAGUCCGGAUGUUGUAGAGAUCUGGAAUCUGGUAUUCAUGCAGUAUAACAGGGAAGGAGACGGCAGCCUUCGAGCUCUCCCUCAGUGUAGCGUGGAUACUGGGAUGGGUUUAGAGCGACUGGUCACUGUACUACAGGGAAAACGCUCCAACUAUGACACGGAUCUCUUCACACCCCUUUUGUAUGCUAUUCACCAGUGCUCUAAGGCUCCUGCAUAUCAGGGCAGGACCGGAGAGGCUGAUGUUGGUCGGGUGGACAUGGCCUACCGGGUUGUGGCGGACCACAUUCGUACGCUCUGUGUGUGUAUCGCCGACGGUGUUUAUCCAGGCAUGACUGGCGCAGAGUUGGUGUUAAGACGUAUACUGAGACGCGCAGUGCGAUUUUCUACAGAAGUGCUGCAGGCUCCCGAGGGUGCACUGGCAAGCCUGGUGCCAACUGUAGCUCAUAUACUGGGUGACGCCUAUCCUGAAUUGCACACAGAGUCUGAAAGAAUCAUGGAGCUUAUAAAUCAGAAUGAAGUCCAGUUUUUGACCUCGCUGAAGCAGGGCAGAAGAGUGAUUGACAGGACUCUAAACACUACGGACAAAGAAGCUGCAUUUUUUCCAGCCUCAGUUGCAUGGUCCUUGCAUCGUAACCUGGGCUUUCCACUUGACCUCAUUGACCUGAUGCUGGAGGAGAGAGGCAGGAUGGUAGAUAAAAAAGAAAUGAAAGCACUCGAGGAUGAAUAUGAGAAGUUGAGAUGUCAGUCAGAAGAGGAUGACGGUGACAGGGUGGACCAGCUGGAUGUUCACAGCUUAGCAGAGCUACAAAGCCGGGGAGUUCCUCACACUGAUGACUCGCUAAAAUACUUUUACAGUCUGGGACCAAACGGACAAUACGCGUUUCAGCCUUGCCAAGCAUCCGUUUUGGCUCUGUACUCCGGAGGGUCUCUGGUGUCAGAGGUGGGUGCGGGUCAGCGCUGUGGUGUGAUUCUGGACCGUACUAAUUUCUACGCAGAACAGGGUGGGCAGGCGCAUGACCAGGGAUACUUUACUAAGGAAGAACUGCAGGACGUGCUGUUCCCCGUAGAGUGCGUCCGUCUGGCUGGAGGUUACGUGGUACAUCAGAUCACUGCAGCCGAGACUCUGAGAAUCGGAGACGGGGUGAUGCUUCAUCUGGAUGAGGCUCAGCGACUUGGCUGUAUGGUGAAGCACACUGCCACACACGUGCUGAACUUCGCCCUGCGAGAGCUGCUGGGUGCUGCCGUCAACCAGCGUGGGUCUCACGUUGCCGCCAACCGCCUUCGCUUUGACUUCAGCGUGAAGGGAUCUCUGAGCGUCUCUCAGCUGCAGCAGGUUGAAGCGUUGGUGCAGGACAUCAUUCAGCAGAACUCACAGGUGUACGUAAAGGAAAUCCCUCUGUCCAGAGCAAAACAGAUCCCAGGACUGAGGACUGUAGAUGAGGUUUAUCCAGACCCAGUUCGUGUGGUGUCCGUGGCUGUGCCCGUUUCAGAUCUUCUCACCUCAAACACAGACAGACACAACUCUGUGGAGCUGUGCUGUGGCACACAUUUACUGCAGACAGGAGAAAUAAGGGACCUUGUCAUCGUUUCUGAGCGCCAAAUGGUCAAAGGCAUUAGCCGCAUCAUUGCUGUUACUGGAGACGAAGCCAAAGCGGCUCGUGAGGCGGGUCAAGCCUUGCAAGAGGAGGUUGAGUCUUUGACAACCCGUGUUGGUGUCGACAGUGCCCUCUCUUUACCAGCAGCCCAGAGACUCUCCAAAGAGGUCGGCCUCCUGACAGAUGCAGUCGAGAGCACAUCUAUACCACAGUGGCUGAGACGAGAGCUGCAGUCACGCUUGAAAGCCCUGCAGAGGAGCACAAACACAACCAUUAGGAAGCUGGAGAUCAGAGAGGCUACACAGAAUGCAAAAGAGUUGCUGGAGAAACACUCCAAUAAAACUGUGCUGGUAGACUUUGUCCAGACCGACUCCAUGUCGAUCCUGAUGAAGACUGUGAACCAGAUGAGCAAGAAUAAUCCAGAUUGUUUGGUCAUGUUGCUGUCUCACUCGCAGACAUCUGGGAAGGUGCUGUGCGCCUGCCAAGUACCCAAGGGCUGUGCUUAUGUUACUGCAAGCCAAUGGGCUCUCGCCGUAUGUGAGCGUUUUGGAGGAAAUGCGGGCGGCUCUGACAUAGUCGCUAAUGGGGUCAGUGGUGCAGCCGAAAACACAGAUGCUUCGGAGAUCCUGCGCUGGGCUGAAGAAUUUGCUUAUGAGAAAACAACUAGGAAUAUGCACUGAACUAACUAUGCAUAAGCAUAUUCAACCAAAGAAAUAUAAGAUUUGUGCUGCUAUUCCUUUGUUUUAAAAGGUUUGAGCACAUGUUUUGUAGUCUUGAUUGUGUAGUGUAGUGGCUGGGGUUGUUAAAUUAUUUAUUUUUCUUAUGUUUUUAUUAUACAGUGUUUUAUCAACCUUUCCAAAUUGCAAGAUUACCUUUUGUUGCACAUUGCAUUGUCCCACUUCAUCCAUUCAGAAUAUUUCCUGCAUUCACUGUUCAACCUUUGACCUGUGAUAUUUUAAAUCAAGUAUCUUGAUAUUUAAGCUGCCUGGAGUUAAAAUUUGCAAUGCAUUUGAAUGACAGGACUUUACUGUAUGUGAAUUCACAUCUUUACUUGAUUCAUAGCUAUUUACCCCAGUCCCCCAAAAAAUCAAAACUAAUAUAAAGAAAAUAAAUAUAUUCAUAAAAA